This is a messenger RNA of Cryptomeria japonica (Japanese cedar), 489 nucleotides long. Its product is annotated as mitochondrial import receptor subunit TOM7-1. Bases 148 to 375 code for a protein of 75 amino acids. Gene Ontology annotation, cellular component: mitochondrial outer membrane translocase complex. The record is from RefSeq and is a predicted model, not a curated record. Lineage: Eukaryota; Viridiplantae; Streptophyta; Pinopsida; Cupressales; Cupressaceae. Gene Ontology annotation, biological process: protein import into mitochondrial matrix. The transcript has a single exon.
CAUGUUUCUUUCCUGAAAAAUUAUGAAAACCUAAUUUGUUCCAUUUUUUGAGCUCAAGUUUUGCUCCUUUGGGAGACGGAGAACUUUACAAGGGUGUGAUUUGGUGCGAAAAACAGUGUAAGGGUUUCCGGAGGAGCAGCAGUUGCAAUGGCGGUGAUUACAGAAGUAAAAGGGAAGGGCAAGGGAAAGGGAAAAGGCAAGGGCAAAACUCGCUCAAGGAAAGACGAGGCCUUGGAUUUCGUUAAGGAGUGGACUACUUUUGCAAUGAAGAAAGCCAAGGUCGGCGCCCACUAUGGUUUCAUCCCAUUGAUUAUCAUUAUUGGCAUGAAUUCCGAUCCUAAACCUUCUCUUUCUCAGCUUCUCAGUCCUCUCUAGGGUUUAUCUUUGUUUUACUCGGCCACUGAAUUAUAAACUGUUUUUAUUCUAAGUUUAAAUAUACAUUUUUUGGAACUGAGAAAUCGCAUUCUAAUGGAGUGUUAUGUUUUGGAA